GACGUCGGUUAAUUAAACGGGCUAGCCUAAGUUCAACUAAGGUUAACAACGGUACAGGCGGGGUUCUCGCCAUUGACCGGGAAAUUCCUUAUCUCUUCCACCAGUUCCGACCUCAUUUGCGCAAUAUCAACCCUGCUUCAAGUUGAUCGGCAACAUAUAUAUAGAAAUCCCAGGGUUUCAAAGGUCGCGUCCUGUCAGAUCGAACAGCUGCCGGCCAGGUUCAGUGUUCGUCAGAUCUGCGAUGUAAUCCCAACGACAGAUGAAACCUCACACCACAGGUCGUAAAGCAGCCAAACCCCGUCAACCCAUCAAGCACACCAAAACCUUCUCAGCAUGCUGGACGUGUCGGAAGCGCCACGUGAAAUGUGAUGAGCUUCGACCAGAAUGUGCACGGUGUGUUAAAGGUGGCUUCGAAUGCCAGGGUUAUGGCAUCAAACUCGUCUGGGUCGACCCUGAUACCCAGGAACGCGAGCAAAAUAUUAGGCGGGCGAUUGGUGCCCCAGCCAUUUACGACGAUGACUCGAGCUUUAUGCGAAUCGAUGUUCAGCAUGCCCUUGAGACACUGGACAAUUCUUCGACAGAUGCGAAAGGAUUGACGUUUGGUCCGUUUGCCGUCUUCGCAAUUCACGACUUCGCAUCAGCUGCUCGUCAUUGUGCCGACGAGAAAGCUAGCAGUGUCGAGGCACGGCGAACCAGCGUUUACGAUGAUACAUUGGAGGCUCCGACAGAGUAUAAUUUCGAUGGAGACGAAGACAUCGAAUUGAUAGUUUCUCCCUCGACAAACGGCGCCUUGACUCUCAGAGGAAGACGCGGUUCCGCGAGUACUAUAUCAUCCGAUGCGUUUCAAGAAUGGUUUGGUUUUUCCUCCUCGCCGUUGCAAUCACGACAUCUAGAUCUUCUGCCCCGACCAGCAGAGCAGCGAGAGUUGAUUCAUCACUGGACGUCCUUUGUCUGCUGGCACCUUGUCCCAGUGGACCGUCCGGACAACCCUUUCCGCAGCGUCUUCACCCCUAUGGCACUUGCAGGGCUUACGUCCCCAUCAAACCGCUCCAGCGGGCAAGUUGCACUCUUCCAUGCGCUCUGUGCCACCUCAGCUUUCAGCCGUGGUCAGCUCCUCAAAGGGGACGCUAAUGCGCUCACCCUGGCCACGAAACACUAUCACCUGGCAAUUCUGCAUCUGCGUCACAGCCUCGCCAAUAUCAAAGGCACCCUCGAUCUCGAUUCUCAGCGGGGCGCUAUUCUUGCCACCAUCACCAUGUUUUCAACCAUGGACAUGAUCACAGGCCGUUCGUCGGAAUGGCGCACGCAUUUGCAAGGCGGAUCAUCCUGGCUGUCGACGAUCGAGGGCGACGUAUGGGAUCGCGACAAGAGCUCCUCAAUGGUGUUUCAGGGCUAUCUGGCCAUCGCAGCCUUGUGCAAUAUUAGUCUUCCGUCGAGCUUUGACGUCGAUUCGGAGAACUUCCUAGACGAAAGGUACUACGUGCUCGACCAAUUCUUCGGUCUGACACGGCCGAUUUUGAAACACAUUCUGAAAAUGAAUGCUCUGAUCAAACGCAUUUCAACGACCGAUCCAAAUCCCAGCGCAGAGCUGCUCGACAAUCUGGAAACGCAGCUGUACAUGCAGACACCGGAGACCUUGGACCUUACUACUCACGAUCCGCUUGCACAAGCGAUGGCCCGUCAUCACGCCUAUGUGUUCUACUAUGCUAGCUUGAUCCACUUCCAACGCACUCUUCGUCGGCGGCCACCAACCGAAGUACAAGACAUGGUCGAAAUUGCAGUCGGUCAUCUCGAAAACAUCGAGGACCUUGGUGGGGACGCUGUUGGAUGCACACUGGUGUGGCCGCCUUUCAUAGUGGCAUGUGAGUGUCUGAGCGAAGAAUUGCAGCAACGCAUGCUCGCAUGGUACAUGGUCAAACGGCGGCAUGGGUUCAUGAACCUGGAAAUAUCGAAAGAUAUAGCUCAAGAGCUGUGGCGGAGACGGAGCAUAGAGUCGGCAGAUGUGGACAUACAAUGGCAGGACGUUCUGCAGGACUUGGAUAUGGAUAUUGUACUUGCAUGAGACUUGUGUUUUAGCAAAGGUUUGGAUUCUAGAAAAUAUAUUCUGUCUGAUGUUUG
Exophiala viscosa is the source of this 2118-nucleotide messenger RNA. Its product is annotated as fungal-specific transcription factor domain-containing protein. Gene Ontology annotation, molecular function: zinc ion binding; DNA-binding transcription factor activity, RNA polymerase II-specific; transcription cis-regulatory region binding. Gene Ontology annotation, cellular component: nucleus. Gene Ontology annotation, biological process: positive regulation of transcription by RNA polymerase II. The record is from RefSeq and is a predicted model, not a curated record. Lineage: Eukaryota; Fungi; Ascomycota; Eurotiomycetes; Chaetothyriales; Herpotrichiellaceae. The transcript has a single exon. Bases 260 to 2062 code for a protein of 600 amino acids.